AUGUCAUCAGGGCACAUACUCACCUGUGUUUUCCUCCUCUGGAGGGCGGUCAGAGCGGUGGACACAGCCAGGAGGAAGAGGCGGAGCCACGGCAGCUUUCUACCAACGAGGGCCGUCUCCAGGGUGGAGGUGUGGCCUGAGGAGGGCCAGUCUCUGGGUCUGAGCAUCGUGGGGGGGCGACAUGUCAUCAAGCGGCUGAAGAACGGGGAGGAGCUGAAGGGCAUCUUCAUCAAGCAGGUGCUGCCAAACAGCCCUGCCGCCAAAACCCGGAGCCUGAAGACCGGGGACAAGAUCCUGGAGGUGGGCUCCACCCCCUCUGCUCCGGCUCCCAGGCCCCCGCUGGAGCUCUGUUUUCUGAGGCUCAGUGAAGGCCUCAUGCCUUCAGAGGCUCGCUCUGAGCCUCCCCUCUGUCCCUCAGGUGUCGGGGGUGGACCUGCGAGCGGCCAGCCACGAGGAGGCGGUCUGCGCCAUCAACCCAUGUCCCUGACCGCCUCCAGCUUCAGGCCCAAAGUGAAGAGGACGGCGUCUCCGGGAAGGGGGGCCGUGAGUCCAGCAGGGGGCAGCACCAGCUCAGCUCAGAGCGGCUUCCAGAAGCCUGCCGUGGCCCCGCCCCCCCUCAAGCAGCCCCCGCCCUACAGGCCUCCCGUCCAAUCAGAGCAGGAGCUGGUGUCGGACCUGGACCAGGUCAGAGUGUGGAACCAGGACCAUGUGGGUGGGUUCCCAGUGUGGAACCGGGACCAUGUGGGUGGGUUCCCAGCGUGGAACCGGGUCCGUGUGGAUGGGUUCCCAGUGUGGAACCGGGACCAUGUGGAUGAGUUCCCAGUGUGGAACCGGGUCCGUGUGGAUGAGUUCCCGGUGUGGAACCGGGACCAUGUGGAUGGGUUCCCAGUGUGGAACCGGGACCAUGUGGAUGGGUUCCCAGUGUGGAACCGGGCCUGGUUUGAGCCGCCUCCGUCCCGCCCUGACCUCUGUCUCUGGUCGUUCUUUGUGCCCGGCUUUCCGGGUUUCCUCGCCGCCUCGGCCUCCUCGGCAUUCCUGGUUCUCAGGUGUUCUCAGGUGUUUCUGGUCCUCAGAUGUUCUCAGGUGUUCCUGGUCCUCAGGGGUUCUCAGGUGUAUCUGGUCCUCAGAUGUUCUCAAGUGUUCCUGGUCCUCAAUGGUAUUCCUGAUCCUCAGGUGUUCCUGGUCCUCAGAUGUUCUCAGGUGUUUCUGGUCCUCAGAUGUUCUCAAGUGUUCCUGGUCCUCAGGGGUUCUCAGAUGUUUCUGGUCUUCAGCCAUCAGGUCAGCAGAGGCAGACUGAGCGUUCUCCGUCUGGGGGGGGGGGGGGGGGGCUCGGCUUUCCCUCAUCUGCUGCAGAGCUUUGCAUUAAACAGCCGUCUGGCGGGUUCAGACUCACCAGCCUCAGCCUCACUUCCUCUGAUCAGGAAUCAGAGGCCGGCCUAUCUGAUGUCCUUAAGAAGCCUUGUGAAGGGUCAGGAUCUGAACCUCUCCAGUGCAGGGUCCGUUAUGCAGAUCUUCGUGAGGACUGACGGGCUUCUGGGGAGCUCACAGUCUGAGAGGGUGGAGGAGGGUUUUCUGGGGAGGACAUUGAGGUUAGAGACUCUGGCUGGUCAGGAACAGGCUCCCAGAGGAGGAGAACAGGAGGAGGAGGGUCAGCCAGGAGGAAAACAGAUUCUGAUGGAUUCAGAGGGCUGGAGCAGAGAGGGAGGGGGCAGCCUCACUGCCUCUAUCGCAGCAGCCGGCUGA
This is a messenger RNA of Menidia menidia (Atlantic silverside), 1743 nucleotides long. The record is from the annotation of a GenBank genome assembly. Lineage: Eukaryota; Metazoa; Chordata; Actinopteri; Atheriniformes; Atherinopsidae.